GAUCGAUGGUAGUGGAGUGAGUAAGAAGAAAAAGAACGCUUAGAUUAAUGAACAUUUUGGUUUUAUCUCAUAACAACAUCACAAAAAAUGGAGCCUCGUCUUUCCGAAAUUUUGCCUGAACUGAAGGACUUAGAUUCAACAUUGAAAUGUGGCAUUUGUUACGACUUCAUGCACACAACUCUGAUUAUUCCAAAUUGUUCUCAUAACUAUUGUUCGUUAUGCAUCCGCAAGUACUUCACAUUCAAACAACAGUGCCCAAUUUGCUCAGAAAAAUUUUUUGAAAAUGAUUUGAAAAGCAAUCGAAUUUUAGAUGACAUAAUCCGGCUUUAUUCUGCGCUCCGGCCUAAGAUUCUGGAUUUAAUGCGGCCAUCAUCUGAUUCCUUGAAGCCAUUCAGUAGUCGCACACAACAAAUAAAAGAACCUGUGGUCAUCAAGGUUCCUACAGAUGAGUUGUCAGUGAAGAAGAAUGAUGUGAAUGAUUUGGUAGUGUUCAAUGUAGAUAAUGAUGAAGAUGAUGAUGAUUUCAACCAAUCAUUUACUUCAACAAAAUUUUCAUCUCAAACAAAUUUUUUGAAAUCUCCAUCAUCGUCGUCCUCAUCUUUAUCGCUGUCAAAAAAUUCCUCGUCAACAAAAGUGCCAUCUAGCGCCAAGUUAACCUCUCCUAAGUCUUCUACUUGGGAAAUUUUAAAUUUAAAAAAAAGUAAAACAAUGGCGAAGGUGAGCAAUGCACCCACACCUGCCACCCACAAAGCUGUGCCUUGUCCAGUUUGUGAAUCUUUGAUCCACCCGAUCAACAUCAACAGUCAUCUCGACCAGUGCUUGAAAAAAAGUUCAAGCAGCAAUUCAACUGAACAAUGUUAUGCAAGUUGUUCAGCAAGCACCAGCAUUGAUGACAGCUAUAAUAACACAAAGAAUGAUAAAUUCAUGAAGGAGAGAUUGGAACAUGAUGCAGUUAUAAUAACAAACACCAACGUGAACAUCCGCAGUGGAGAGGUUGAUGAGAUGGAUGUUCUCAAGGGCAAUGCCACUCAUCUCCAACAACACUCACUUGCAUCGUUUGCAUCCACAUCUUCAAGUCAUCAACAAUUGCCCAAACGGAAGCCACUAACCAAGCUUGUCUUCAACGUUAUGUCUGACAAGGAAAUUAGAAAGAGACUUGUAGAAUAUGGUUUGCCAACAAAUGGAGACAAGCAGAAACUAAUCAAUCGGUUGCAAGAAUAUAGGUUACUGUACAAUGCAGAAUGUGAUGCACUAGAACCCAAGCCAGUUAGUGAAAUAGCCAAAGAGGUUAUGAGAAUGGAAAGCCAGCGAGGAGUUCUCUCGCCCAUCAAGAGUCUGCCAAGUUUGAACAUCAACAAGUCGUCAACAGCUGAACAGGUAGAAAAUGCCCAGAAACUCUAUGUUAAAAAACACAAAUCACAAUUUGCUGAACUGAUUAAAGCUGCGAAGAAAAAUUGGAAAGCAAAAGAAUCAAGUGCAUCAAAUUGUGGAUCCAUCUCCGAAAAUGUCACUGCUGUCUCAACAGUAAGUGGUGGAAAGGAAAGUGAGGGAGAAGAAGAUGCAAAAGAUGUUGGUCGUGCUUCAGACAUAAUCAAAAAUAACAACACUGAUUUGCGUGCUGCUGGGAAUCCGCAAAAUAGGGCUUUUUCAAAUGCAAAGAGGCCAUUGUUUCACAAUUUUGAAAAGGAAAAAAAUUUCAGUCAUAAUUUAAAUGAAUCAAGUACAAUUAAUCAAGUCACACAUUGUACAAAAAUAGUAAGUAAUGAAAGCAAUGGCAAUGUGAAAAGUGAAGAAGAUUUGUUUAAAGCAUCAACUAGUGAUGAAAUUUGUAACGUUGUCACCCACAGUACUAACAACUUAACCUCGAGUGACAUGAAGCUCGAAAAUGAAUUCCAUGAUGUUGUAUCCAAUGAUCUUGUUUACGACACCUUUGAAGAGAAAAAAUGGAUCACAGAUAGCACAAAAGAUGACUUAAUGUUUACAAAUAUUCGAUCAAAUGAUGUAGAAUUAAUAAAUACUCCUAGAACAAGUGAUAAAAUCGAAAAUAUUGCAGAUUCAGAUGCUGAAACAGAAGAUGAACAAGAUUUAAUUAAUUCCCCAAACUCUUCUAGUAGCAGUAGUAAAGCGUCUAACAACGACAUAAACAUUGACUUUGUUAAUUCUAAUAAUAGUAACAGAUCUGCUGAUGGUUGUGAGAAAUUUGAAUCAGCUGUGAGAAUAAAAGAAGAGUCUAAGAGAGGUGUAUGUGUUGAAAGUGCCUCUAAUUAUUCGCCAUCUUUGGACACCUCAAGAUUGAAAUCGUUGAGAUCAGGCAAUCAAAAAAAAUUUGAGAAAAAUAUUGUAAAAUCUGCAGCUGAAAACACAGAAACUAACUGCAAAUUCAGCCCCAUGAAAACGAGAGGCUUAACCAGAAAAAGAAAACAGAAAUCACCUGUGACUUACAAAGAUGGCACUGAUGAUGAUGCUUUUGAAAUUAACAACAGUCCUGACAAACACAGUUCGAUAACAAAUGCAAAAAAUCAUCAACCUUGUCCAAAAAGAAUAAAAUCAUCUCUGAAAAAUUUUUCAUUGCCUGACAUAAACAACUUACUACCGGGCACCGUGACAAAGUGCAGUGCUUAUUUUUUAAACGUUCUUUGUGCCGUAUCGUACGUGGCCGUGGUUACCGUGUGA
Molecule: messenger RNA, 2673 nt
Organism: Helobdella robusta
Lineage: Eukaryota; Metazoa; Annelida; Clitellata; Rhynchobdellida; Glossiphoniidae
Exons: 14
Coding region: 88-2673 (861 amino acids)
Biological process (GO): protein monoubiquitination; DNA damage tolerance
Cellular component (GO): nucleus; Rad6-Rad18 complex
Molecular function (GO): single-stranded DNA binding; ubiquitin protein ligase activity
Source: RefSeq, a predicted model, not a curated record